Molecule: messenger RNA, 3689 nt
Organism: Athene cunicularia (burrowing owl)
Lineage: Eukaryota; Metazoa; Chordata; Aves; Strigiformes; Strigidae
Gene: LRRC56
Product: leucine rich repeat containing 56
Exons: 15
Coding region: 816-2501 (561 amino acids)
Molecular function (GO): protein binding
Source: RefSeq, a predicted model, not a curated record
CCGCCGCCAGCAGGAGGGAGGGGAGAGCGAGUGGGGGCGGCAGCCUGCAGGUGCUUUUGUGUGUGUGGUGGGCGCGGGGACUGGCGUGAGGGGUGAUUUUCCCUGUGGUACCCAGGAGUUGUACGCGUGCGUUUAAGGGCCCUUAGGAAAGGCCUGUAUGGUCUCUGGGCUGGUACGUGGCUAAUGCGUCCCAGGGCUUGAAGCCCCCAGGAGUGUGUGUUGCUGUAGAAAGGCCUAUACAGAGAUGGCAAGCGCCUGAAGGCCUCCGUUUAUGUCGACGUGGACAAUGAACCAGCAGGAUAUGGAGCAAUCAAAUCAGAAUCAGCACUGUGAGCACCUGUGUCUUCCAAGAUAAAUAGACAUGAACGGCAGUGACUAGUAAAUGAAAGUCUGUAGGAGAGGGAUGGGAAACAAAAGAUGCAGAACAGCAGUUGCAUUGAAAGAAAAGCAUAUUGAGAUGGACCUGAAGUGGAAUCCUGGCAGAGAUUCUCAUCCAGCCUCAGCUGCAGUCCGGGUGACUGAUUUGAGUUGGCGAGGCAACCUAAAUCCCAGUCCACUGAUUAAAGAUGAUGGAGAGCUACUUAUGGAUGAAUACCUUCCCCCAGGAAACUGUAGGAUAGCUUUUGCAUCCCACGGCCUAUCGGUUCCAAACUCUUCAAGCGUGUCCUCAGCAUCAGCAUAUGGAAGGACAGUGAUUUUCACAGAGACUCUUGGAAAAGCAAAACAGGGAAGUGGGGACCGAGAACACAUGGAGUCUGUCGCAUCUGAAAGUUUUGACAGGGGUAGAUGAUCUGCACCAAGUGAAGGCCCUAGAGAUGCGAGUAGAUACAAGAGAGAACAGCUUGGGAAACUUCGGUGCCUAUCUACCUAAUCUGAGAGAACUGAAGUUGAACAAUAGCUUGCUUGUGUCUGUGAGGGAUCUUGGAACCACAUUGUCCCAUCUCCGUGUCCUGUGGAUGGCUUGCUGUGGGCUCUCAGAUCUAGAUGGGAUCUCCUCCUGCAGCUCUCUAAAAGAACUCUACAUAGGCUAUAACAAUAUCUCUGACCUGAGCCAGCUGACCUGGUUGGAUCACCUUGAGGUUUUGGACCUGGAAGGGAACAAUAUUGAGGAUAUCAACCAGAUGCACUACCUGGGACUUUGUUGCAAGCUCACCCACCUGACAGUGGAGGGCAACCUUAUUUGUCUGAAGCCAAAUGCAGAAUCUGCAGAGGAACCAGAUUAUAAUUACAGAGCUGAAAUAAAAAAACUCAUUCCCCACUUGAAGUAUUUGGACGAAAUACCAGCAAGCCAGACUGCUCUCCUUCCUUCCAAGAAGAUGCACGAGGAUUGGCGAAUCAUCAAGGAAUCCAUCAAGGAAGAUCCGUAUCUUGGGGCACUAGCAAGGCAGUCUGGAUGCGGCCCAAGAUCCCCAACAACUUCAAGACCUGGAAGUGCUCAGCAGUCUGCUAAGACAAGAAGAUGUAGCAAUGCCCAACUCUUAGACCGUGACUGUCCUCUUCCAGAGCACACUGUUUCUGGCGAGCUGUUCACAGACGAUAACGCCAGUGAUUUGACACAUGGACUCAGUCAAGUUAUAUGUGGGAACCCCACCAAGGCACUUCGUGCAAGGAAGCAAAAGCUGGGUCCACCUGCAGUGAGGCCUUUGAAACUGUGUGGUCUGAGGACGGAAGACCUUUACAGCUCUGGAGUAGGAGGAGACCUGCAGCAGGAAGAUGUGUUCUCUGAACCCAGAGAGCAGCACAGAAGGUGCCUGCAAACAGGUCAGCAAGAAAAAGCUUCCCGAGCACUGAAGAUAACUGGUGGUGAUAAGGAAGAGGGUGAAGUCUGCAGCCUGACUGACAGCUGUGAAGAAGCCUUGAGGAAGACCAGUGAUGAGCACCUCAUUGAAAGGAUUUCACUUGAUUCUUCUUGCCACUCCUGUCUGUCCCAGUCUUCCUCAGGUUUAUCACAGGCUCAGGAAGGUGCAGUGUUCUCCAACCUGAACUUCUGUCUAAUUCCAUCCCCUCCAAAAAGCCCUUCACCUGCGUCUGUAACGGGUGUUGCAGCAAGACCCUGGAAAACAAGGCGCCACAGGGUAAGAUGCCUAAAAAUACCCAGCCAAGAGGAGGACAGGCAGUGGACACAGCGAUGCCAGUCAAGGACUCAUCAAGAAACUUCAGCCCAGCCUCUGGGCAAGGAACUUGCUCCACUGAGCCAGCCCAGCGUGCCGGCUGCCUCCGGCUCCCGAGGGCAGCGCCAGCCUCCUGGGAGCACUGCCUGGCAAACAUCUAUUUCAGGACCAGCAGCUGUUGGAUCCAUGAGCAUCAGGCCCAUUGUGGGUGAGAGCCCUCCUGGAAAGAUGAACCACCACAAGACAGCUGUCUGCUCACCCCCAAAAGCCUCAGAGAGGCUGGAACUGAUGAACACUGCUUGGCCCCUGACGGCCAGGGCCAUGCUGCAGUCACUGCCAGACAAACCCGCUGCCUCAACAACAUCUCAGAACAAAAGUACCAGGUCCUAGAAGAUACCCAGGUGGCAGCGUGUAUUGGGGCACAGUCUGGAAGCACCGAUGCUAUCUUUCAGCUGCUUCUGCAAGCUAGACACAGAGCUGUGCAAGUAGAGCAGUUCAAACAAAUGACAUGAUUUGCCUCAAUUAAGGCUACAGCUGCUCCAGAAAUACUUGCUUUAAAGAGCACCCGCUGAUCAACAGAAGAGCUAAUCAAACUCUUAUUACAGAAAAGUGUGGUUAUUUUUGCAGCCUUCGUGCACUAAAACAGAACAAGUCCUAACGUAUUUCCUCCCAUCCACACCAUGCCCUGCUCUGUGAGUCAGGCAGGGACACUGACCCAGACAGAGCACGGAGCCUGCAGUUUGUGGAGUGCCUGGAGGAUGUGAGGGCCAUGGGGUGCCCCGCCCCACCCCCAGCAGCAGCCCCUCCACAUAUCUUUUGCAGUCCUGGAUGUUUAACAUACGAGGGACAAAGCCAAGGGCUGGAGAGGAAGAAGAGCCGGGAAGGCUGGGUGGUUUCAGAGCUUAUGCUCCCACAGGAGGUCACCUCGUUCCCAGGCAUCCAAGGUCCUUGUUGCCUGCAUCUCUAUGGCAGUGAAUGCUGACCAAGUGGCUCAUCCCAAUACUAACAUCUGUGUUUGCUUUGUAGCUACCUGGAAGGAUUUCUCUUGCUCCCUGUGGAGAGACUGGGAUUGCGUUAGCAGAGCUGACCUCUUUGAGCAGGUGUCAGAGCAUCCCCUGCCUGCACCUUUAGAGCCGAGCGUCCCCCGUCUAGUUUUUUAGGUCAAAUAGACUUUCCAGUUUCAUACAACUGAAUAACUCCAAGUAAUGCUGCAGAAAAGACAAGGCAGGGAAGUAAGGGUAUAAUCUCUUGUUUUUCCAAUAGGACAUUUGCUUGAUAAUUGAAGCCAUCUACUUCUUCCUUCCAUUCUUCACCAACGGGAUCUCCACGUAACGCCAUGAUGUUCUUCAUGCUUUAUUUGCUUUAUGUUCGGGUGAGAUUCCAAACAUCUGUUUUAGUGACUGCAGACUGUGAGAUGCUGAUCCAAAUGAUGGUGCCUUACAACUUUAUUGAUGUUGCAGUCUGAAAUGAAGCACCAUCACAUUUUUUUCCAGUUUAAAUUACUACGCUAGCUAUAUAUUUUUAAAUCAGUUGAUAAAACAGUAAUUACAUGAUGAGUUAAUGAAUUGGUUUCUGUCU